Messenger RNA from Penicillium expansum, 4062 nucleotides. RefSeq lists its product as uncharacterized. Gene Ontology annotation, molecular function: hexosyltransferase activity; UDP-glycosyltransferase activity. Gene Ontology annotation, biological process: carbohydrate metabolic process. Bases 1 to 4062 code for a protein of 1353 amino acids. The transcript is spliced from 3 exons. NCBI's taxonomy places the organism in Eukaryota, Fungi, Ascomycota, Eurotiomycetes, Eurotiales, Aspergillaceae. The record is from RefSeq and is a predicted model, not a curated record.
AUGAAACCUACUUCGUCCAACCGUCCAUUUUCAGAUCGAGUACCAGACAGAUUUAAGGAUGGUGAUGAUGCCCAGUUCGAUUUCACAGCUCCGCCGCGAGGUAUGGGUUCACGGGACGGCAACGUGCAUUAUAUGCAGCAAUCCCUCUUCUCCAUGAUUGCUGCUGUCGGAUCCAAGUCGGACUUCCAUGCCCGAUUUGAUGAAUCUAGUGAUAGUGAUGGAGAGACGGAAGAACGUCCGCAGAUUGAACAAACUAGUGAGAAAUUAUCAUCUCGGACGCCUAUACCAUCCUUGGGCUCCCUCCAGCCAAGCAAGAGAUCGGAAUCAAACACACUCGUUCUGGAAGAAAGAGGACGUCGCCAUCAAAGAACAAGAUCAGACAAUAAGCUUCUGCAGAGAUUACCCAGGUUAGAUUCAGAAGGUGGGGUUAACGAGUCAUCAAACCAACCCGACUCGAUCCUCAAGAUGCCUCCUCUAAGGCGAACCCGCAGUGCGACACCGCGAGCAGCCCCAGUUCUAAGUCGCAUGGUUGAAGCGCAAUCUCACUUUGACUUGACAUCGGCUACACCAUACUUGCCACCCAAUCCAAACAAACCCAUGGAAGACCAGUCACAAUCAUCUGCAUCCGCUCUUUCUACGCGAUUGAUGAAGAUGUUUGGGUUUGCGAGGCCUGAAAAGGUUCUGGUGGAGUAUGCUUGCUCAUUGCUUCAAAGCAUGCUUCUUCAAGGCUACAUGUAUGUAACGGAAGGUCACAUCUGCUUCUACGCCUACCUUCCAAAGAAGUCCAACGUGGCGCUAAAGUCGGGGUACCUAUCCAAACGGGGCCGCAAGAAUCCCGCUUAUCAUCGCUAUUGGUUUGCUCUGAAGGGUGAUGUCCUCUCAUACUACGCCGAUCCCUCCAAUCUCUAUUUUCCUAGCGGACAUGUCGAUCUUCGAUAUGGGAUCUCUGCGUCUCUCGCAGAACGCAAAGACGGCGAUUCGAAAGAUUUUCAGGUCACCACCGAUCAGCGGACUUAUUUGUUCAGAGCAGACAGUGCUACUAGUGCAAAGGAAUGGGUGAAAGCUCUCCAAAAAGUCAUCUUUCGCACACAUAAUGAAGGUGACAGUGUUAAAGUAUCAUUCCCAAUAGCGAAUGUUAUUGACCUGGAGGAGAGCCCAAUGGCCGAUUUUGCGGAGACAUUCAAGGUUCGAGUUCUCGACAGCGGCGAAACAUAUGCAAUUGACGAGUACUUCUUCUCAUUUUUUGAUUCGGGCCAAGAUGCGUUCAACUACAUCAAAGGUCUGGUGAAUGCUGCAUCGGCUACUACCGCAAUGAAGGAGCCGCAGGGUGAGCAUAGCAUCCGACAUCAACCCGAAUCAAAUCGUACUGCCCAUAAAAGACAGUCGGUCAGUAGCGUUCGAGUAUCCGAUCAGAGGCAGGGAGAUUCACCACGCAAGCGAAGCUCCAGUGUAGGGAACGAAAAUCAAGGCUCGGCGGACUCAUUUGCGGAGCAAGGGACCGGAUCAUCGCCGAUUAUACAGUCGAUGACCGAGACCACUGAAUCGGCCAGUCAGAUACUACACAGAAGCGACGUCUUUCAAUCGCCCACCAUGCAUACACUGCAAAGACGUACAUUGGAUGUGGGAGAAAACAUUCGAGGGCAUUCUGAUGAUACAACUCCCUCUGCGUCUGCGCGGCUGGACCUAGAUGCAGCGGCAGGCUCUCCGUCUGGGACACUAGGUGGCAAUGAAACCACAGACGACACGCGACAUGCCACCGGCCAAUCUAACACAAUGCAAUCUUCAAGACCGAGCUCGGUUACUCAUCUGAACGAGCUUGUCAAAGCAGGCGCAUAUCCCCUUCAACGCGCCGCUGGUUUCGCAGAAUACUUAAAGAGCCGCUCGAAGCAGAUGAGUACGCUGUUAGCAACAGAGUCAAUGGGCUAUAUAGAAAAGGUCUCUGGCAUGUGGAUUGGUGGGCAGAAGCAUUAUGGAGAGCGGGAAGGGCCAUUACUCGAAGACCAGAACGUUGAUCCCGAGGACAACGAAGGUGCAUUCAAUUAUGGGGAUCGCUUUCGUGCACACUUUGCUCUCCCGUCUAGCGAAAAACUGCAGGCGACAUAUUACGCCUACUUGCAUCGCGUGCUCCCGCUCUACGGUAAGAUCUAUAUAAGUCAGAAGAAACUUUGUUUCCGGAGCCUGAUCCCUGGCACUCGGACCAAAAUGAUUUUACCGUUCAAGGACAUUGAGAAUGUUGAAAAAGAGAAAGGCUUCCGUUUUGGAUACCAUGGACUUGUUGUCAUUAUCCGUGGUCAUGAAGAGCUUUUCUUUGAGUUCAACGCCGCGGAUUCACGAGAUGACUGUGCAGUCACAUUGCAUCAAAAUUUAGAGUCCGUGAAAUUCCUAGUGGAAUCUGGCUUGCUAGCAGAUGAAGAGCAAGACGAGGUUGAAGCAGCCAAGGCUGAGCACCGCAUGCUUCAGGAAGCAAGACUGGACAGCCCCGAGGAACACGAUGCACGUCCGAGUUUCACUGAGGAUUCAUCGGAGAUACAUCCGUUCUUUGACGAUCCUCGUGCUUCCAUUAUCAACUUCAAACCUCCCGAGCCUCUAAGGAUUACCUGUCUGACCAUCGGCUCCCGAGGCGAUGUACAGCCGUAUAUUGCACUUUGCAAAGGACUACUUGCGGAGGGCCACAAACCGAAGAUUGCAACCCAUGCCGAGUUCGAACCCUGGAUUAGACAACACGGAAUUGACUUUGCUCCUGUUGACGGUGAUCCCGCGGAGCUAAUGCGAAUUUGCGUGGAGAACGGGAUGUUCACAUAUUCCUUCCUCAGGGAAGCUUCAUUGAAGUUCAGAGGAUGGAUCGAUGAUCUUUUGUCGUCGGCUUGGAUUGGUUGUCAGGGUAGUGACCUUCUAAUCGAGUCACCGAGCGCCAUGGCUGGCGUCCACAUUGCAGAGGCUCUAAGAAUUCCGUACUUCCGCGGGUUCACCAUGCCAUGGACAAGAACACGGGCCUAUCCUCAUGCUUUCGCAGUACCAGAGAAUCGCAUGGGUGGUGCAUACAACUACAUCACAUACGUCAUGUUCGACAACAUCUUUUGGAAGGCGAUCGCGGGGCAAGUGAACCGCUGGCGAAACAACGAGUUGGGAUUGAAAGCCACAACCUUGGACAAGAUGCAGCAAAACAAAGUCCCGUUCCUUUAUAAUUACUCGCCCUCCGUGGUGGCCCCGCCUCUCGAUUACCCGGAUUGGAUUCGCAUUACCGGCUACUGGUUUUUGAAUGAGGGCACAAAUUGGACUCCUCCAAUUGAACUAUCAAACUUCAUUGCGCAGGCCAGAGCGGAUGGCAAGAAGCUCGUGUACAUUGGGUUCGGAUCCAUUGUAGUCUCAGAUCCUGCUGCCCUGACACGGACUGUCAUCGAAUCAGUCCAGAAAGCAGGUGUCCGAUGCAUCCUCUCGAAGGGCUGGUCCGAUAGACUUGGUGACCCAGCUAGCAUGAAGACUGAGAUACCUCUACCACCAGAGAUUCAUCAGAUCCAAUCUGCACCCCACGACUGGCUUUUCUCUCAGAUCGAUGCUGCAGCCCACCACGGCGGAGCAGGAACCACCGGCGCAAGUCUUCGAGCCGGCGUCCCCACCAUCGUCAAGCCAUUCUUCGGAGACCAGUUCUUCUUCGGCUCCCGGGUGGAGGAUCUAGGCGUUGGCAUCUGCAUGAAGAAACUGAACGUCAGUGUCUUCUCGCGGGCUCUGUGGGAGACAACGCACAGCGAACGUAUGAUUGUAAAGGCACGGAAUUUGGGCAUUCAGAUUCGCAAUGAAGACGGUGUGGCCACUGCAAUCCAGGCUCUUUAUCGCGAUCUUGAAUACGCGAAGACCUUGGCCCGACAGAAGUCACUUGCGUCGUCGACCCCAUUCUCUCCUACACCUACAGCUAAGACCUCCCCAGAUGGAGGCGAUGACGACCUUGAUGAUAUUGAAGAGUGGACCUUUGUCGGUGAUGAAACUGGCUUCGACAUCUCGAAGCGGAUGCGUGAGCGAGCUGCUUCAGAUGCUGACAGGCUAGGUUCCAACAUGUUCCAAUGA